This is a messenger RNA of Drosophila mauritiana, 2859 nucleotides long. Its product is annotated as ATP-binding cassette sub-family G member 1. The record is from RefSeq and is a predicted model, not a curated record. The transcript has 12 exons. Gene Ontology annotation, molecular function: ATP binding; ABC-type transporter activity; ATP hydrolysis activity. NCBI's taxonomy places the organism in Eukaryota, Metazoa, Arthropoda, Insecta, Diptera, Drosophilidae. The coding region runs from base 583 to 2859 and encodes 758 amino acids. Gene Ontology annotation, cellular component: plasma membrane.
GCGAGCGUGGCGAGCGCACGUGCAGCGGAACGUAUAUAUUCUUGUUCAGCGGGAUCGAAAUCGGGGAAAAAAAAUCGAGACAUACACAAAAAUCGAAGCACAUUAUGUAUAGCACACGCAAUUGAAAUUAAUUUACGCGUCGCUGCCCAUCUGCAUAAGUUCAAUGGAAGCAGAGGCAAAAGCCGGAGCAAAAGCACACACCGUGUACUGAGAGGAAAAGUAGAAAAAUGUGAAGAAAGUGCAACAAAGUCGAAUUAGUAAAUCAAAAAAAAAAAAAAAAAUACAAGAAGUGCGCCUAACAACAAUACAAUAAAACAAUCAUCGCGUGUUCGUCCAUAUGUUAAGCAAAGGUUAAUUAGACAGACUGCAAUUAUUCCGCGUUGCAGUUGGCUGUGGAGUACGAGAAACAUUUCUUUGUGUUUAUGUGUUUUCAUUCAAAAAAAUUCGUUACGCGUCUACUCUUACGACUUCCCGAGAAGAAUCCAAAUUAUUCGUGUACUACUGCGAAGAAAAAACCCGCUGAAGAGCUUGCAGUCAAGAGAUACCCAUCCUGACCAGAAACAUUGAGGAUUUCGUGCAAACAUGACCCUCUUGCCAGACAUCAAGGCAUCGGAUGCCGCCUGCUGCGUGGGAGGUGCGAACAGCGAUGCCAGCAGCAGUUCCGGCGUCUGCAGCCUCAAGGGUCACCAUGGUGACCCCGACGGCGGUUGCCUGGGCAUCAACUGUUGCACCACGGCGGCCAGCUCGGAGCUAUCCAUCGACGAGACGUCAUCGACCUCGUCCAGGGGCUCCUCCGAGCUGACCAGCAAGGUGACCAACGACCUGAACGGAUUCCAGAGGCCAAACUACCACCAGGCGGUGGCGCAUGCCAACUUCGACCACUGCGAUCCCGUGGACAUCCAGUUCGCCGACGUGCGCUACGCAGUGAAGAAGUUCUCCUUCCCGGAGCGGAAGUUCGUCACCAAGGAGAUCCUCCAUGGCCUGAACGGCAGCUUCCGGUCUGGCGAGCUCACCGCCAUCAUGGGUCCUUCGGGCGCCGGCAAGAGCACGCUGCUGAAUGUGAUGUCCGGAUUUUGCUCCACUGGCGUGUCGGGCGAUAUCCGGGUGAAUAGAAAGCCCAUGGCUCCCAGCUCCGAGAGGUUCCGCCGAAUGCUGUGCUACAUCCACCAGGACGAUCUGCUGCGUCCACAGCUGUUGGUCGGCGAGAUAAUGCUGCUGGCGGCCCAUCUGAAGCUGGGCUUCAAGGUCACCAAGGCGUACAAAAUGGAUCUGAUCAAACACAUCUUAUCGCUGCUGGGUCUGGACCAUCGCUACAAUGUGCCCACUGGGAAGCUCUCGGGUGGCCAGAAGAAGCGGCUCGCAAUCGCCCUGGAGCUGAUAAGUAAUCCUCCCGUGCUAUAUCUGGAUGAGCCGACGACUGGCCUGGACAGCUCCUCGUGCAGCUCCUGCGUGGCUCUGCUGAAGAAACUGGCCUCCCAGGGCCACACGAUUGUCUGCACCAUCCACCAGCCGAGUGCCCUGAUCUUCGAGAUGUUCGACAAGCUCUACACCGUCGUCGAUGGCCACUGCAUGUACCAAGGACCUGUGCGGGAACUGGUGCCCUUCCUGGCCGACCAGCAGCUCGUCUGCCCGAGCUACCACAACCCAGCUGACUAUCUACUGGAAGUGGCCGUGGGCGAGCAUCAACGUGACCUGAAUGAGCUAAUCCAUGCGGCCAAUAAAAAGUAUUACGAGGAUGUGGAUCGCUGUAGUUAUAUGAGCAGUGCCGAUAUGGCACGCCUCGUGGAAACCAUUAAAGAAAACAUGGGCGGCAAGACAGUGGUAAAAACCAGUGAAGCGCUGGCAGCAUUUGCGGCGGCGCAAUACUCCUGCUUCGACUACGCCUCGCCGCAGGAGCUGGCUCUGGAGGAGAUCAAGGCACUGAGCGGCGCCCCCGAGAGCGCGAAUCCAGAUCUCCUCGAGAAAAAUCUGAAGCCACAGCCACAGCCCCUUGCCAGGCCGCCGAAUGCCAUCCGAUCGGCCUCGUUCCUCAUGCAGUAUGUGCUCCUGAUGCAGCGCAUCUUGAUCUGCGCCAAGCGAAACUACUUUCUGCUGCUGGCCCGCAUCUUCUCGCACAUUUUCAUCGGAGUCGUCUUCGGGUAUCUGUACAUGAACGUGGGCAACAAUGCCCAGAGUGUGCUGGGAAACUACGUGUAUCUGUACGGCUCCACGCUGCUCUUGGUCUACACCGGCAAAAUGGCUGUGGUCUUGACAUUUCCGCUGGAAAUUGACAUGCUGACACGGGAGCACUUCAACCGCUGGUACAAACUGGGUCCCUACUUCCUCUCGCUGAUCUCCUUCGAAAUACCCUUCCAGAGCCUCUGCACCGCCAUGUACAUCAUCAUCAGCGUGCAUCUGACUGGAAACGAUGCCACGGACUCAUUCCGGAUCAACUACUUCAUGCUGCUGGGCAUAAUGGCCUCGUUGAGUGCACAGGCCUGGGGCUUCUUCGUGGGAGCCACGUUGCCAACCAAGCUUGCCGUGUUUCUGGGACCCAUUCUGGCGGUGAUGUUCUCCGUUUUUGGAUUCUGCACGCGCUACAUCGACAUCACGCCCCUCUUCCGAUGGAUGUGGCACCUGAGUUACUUCCGGGCCGGAUUCCACGGGGCGUUGAACGCCAUCUACGGGAUGGAUCGACCCUUUCUGGAGUGCCCCGAGACUGCGAUGUACUGCCACUUCCGCAGCCCGAAGGUCUUCCUCAAGUACAUGAUGAUAUCGGAUGUGCACAUGUCCGACUGCCUGAUCCUCAUGGGCAUCGUGAUUGGAGUCAUGCAUGUGCUGACCCUCAUCACGCUGUGGCACAAGCUCAACAAGCGAUAG